CGACAGUAAACAGGUCUGUCAGUGUGAGUUACACACAGGUGAAACAUUAGCCAGACAGAGAGCCACACACCGGCGCGCACACACACACACACACACACACACACACACACACACACACACACACACACACACACACACACACACACACACACACACACACACACACACACACACACACACACAGACAGGAGCAGCCAGGACAGAUGGAGGAUUCAAGGAGAAUACCUGAACCCGUCAACUCUGUGCAUCAGGAUGAAAUCUGGAAAGCACAUGUAAAAAUGGAAAAGGAUUCAGCCAAAGUCUGGCCCAACAAGUGGGGCUUCCUGACCGAGGCCUACAAGGAGUACGAGGGGGAGAGUGUGAAGCUGAAGGGAGACGCGUUGGUGGCACUUUCCCAGCCUUCAACCCCUUCAGGCAAACACGUUCAUGUUGGCCCCUCUCCUCCAGUUCCCAACACAACCCAGGCGCUGAUUGGCUGGCGUUCAGCUCACUCGCAGCUUCAGCUGGAGAAGUAUGGUGCAGUGCACCAUGGGAGGUGUAGUUUCCUGAAGGAGCUAGGCUGGCCUCUCACCUAUUGCUACUGACCCCUGCUGUUUUAGCUGCUCUUCAGUGUUGUGUGAAAUAACUGUUUAAAGGCAACAAAUGCAAAUACAUCUUAUCUUUUGAGAUUGUAAAA
Molecule: messenger RNA, 676 nt
Organism: Betta splendens (Siamese fighting fish)
Lineage: Eukaryota; Metazoa; Chordata; Actinopteri; Anabantiformes; Osphronemidae
Exons: 4
Coding region: 204-584 (126 amino acids)
Source: RefSeq, a predicted model, not a curated record